AUGGCUUCUGACAGCCCAGAGUCGCUGAUGACUUUGUGCAUAGAUUAUUGUCUUCACAACCUGGAAGGGACUCUCUGCUACCUGUUGGACAACGAGAGUUUCCGCCUCCACACAGACAUCUUCCUUCCGAGUGAGAUCUGCGACAGGCUGGUCAAUGACUACGUGGACCUCGUGAACGCAGACACCUUGUUUGAACACAAUGAAAACUUUUUUAGUCUCUUUUCGGAUCCUCGGAGCACUCGGCUCGCCCGCAUCCACUUGCGAGAGGACAUUGUCCAGGAUCAAGACCUGGAAGCCAUUCGGAAGCAAGACCUUGUGGAGCUGUUCUUGACCAACUGCGAGAAGCUGACGGCUAAGAGCCUCCAGACGCUGGGCAGCUUCAGCCCCACCCUGGUCUCGCUCAGCCUCUUUGGCUGCACCAACUUUUUCUACGAAGAGGAGAACCCGGGCGGCUGCGAGGACGACUUCAACCCCAGCCGGCAGGUCUUGGUGAAGGACUUCACUUUUGAAGGCUUCCAGCGGCUGCGUUUCCUCAACCUGGGCCGGAUGAUUGAAGGGAUCAACGUGGAAAGCCUCCUGCGGCCGCUGGCCUCCCUCACCGCCCUGGAUCUCUCCUGGAUCCAGCUGAACGACAUCCACUUCCUGACCCAGUGGAAGGACAGCCUCGCCUCCUUAGUGCUGUACAACAUGGAUCUCUCCGAGGAGCACAUUCAGGUGAUAGCCCAGCUGCGCAAGCUCAGACAUUUAGACAUCUCCCGAGACUGCCUGUCCAGUUAUUACAAGUUCAAGCUGACCCGCAAAGUCCUGAACCUCUUUGUGGAGAAUCUGAACAACCUGACUUCUCUGGAUAUCUCGGGCCACACCAUGCUGGACAACUGCACCGUCGCCUGCUUGGAUGAGAAAACAGACCAGCCCAGCACCAACCCGGUGAAAAGCAGCAUCGCCCCUUUCCGUAGCCUGAGAAGACCCCUGCAGUUCUUGGGGCUGUUUGAGGUCUCUCUCUGCCACGUCACGCACAUCCCAGCCUACAAGGUCACGGGCGAGAAGAACGAGGAGCAGGUCCUGAACGCCAUCGAGGCGUAUACUGAACACCGGCCGGACAUGACAUCGCGAGCCCUCAAUAUCCUCUUUGACAUUGUCCGGAUCGAGCGCUGCACCCAGCUCUUGAGAGCCCUUAAGCUGGUCAUCACCGCCCUGAAAUGUCACAAGUACGACAAGAACAUCCAGGUCACCGGCAGCGCCGCCCUCUUCUACCUCACCAACUCCGAGUACCGCCUGCAGCAGAGCACCAGGCUACGGCAGAAGGUCGUCCAGGUGGUGCUGAACGGCAUGGAGUCCUACCAGGAAGUCACGGUGCAACGGAACUGCUGCCUCACCUUGUGCAAUUUUAGCAUCCCCGAAGAGCUGGAAUUCCAGUACCGGCGGGUCAACGAGCUGCUGCUGAACAUCCUGAACCCGACGCGGCAGGACGAGUCCAUCCAGCGCAUCGCCGUGCACCUCUGCAACGCCCUGGUCUGCCAGGUGGACAACGACCACAAGGAGGCCGUCGGCCGGAUGGGGUUCGUCAUG
This is a messenger RNA of Protobothrops mucrosquamatus (brown spotted pit viper), 1569 nucleotides long. RefSeq names its product zyg-11 related cell cycle regulator (gene ZER1). NCBI's taxonomy places the organism in Eukaryota, Metazoa, Chordata, Lepidosauria, Squamata, Viperidae. The annotation marks the transcript as partial. Gene Ontology annotation, cellular component: Cul2-RING ubiquitin ligase complex. The record is from RefSeq and is a predicted model, not a curated record. The transcript is spliced from 8 exons.